This is a messenger RNA of Onychostoma macrolepis, 3075 nucleotides long. RefSeq lists its product as uncharacterized. Gene Ontology annotation, molecular function: nucleic acid binding. NCBI's taxonomy places the organism in Eukaryota, Metazoa, Chordata, Actinopteri, Cypriniformes, Cyprinidae. The record is from RefSeq and is a predicted model, not a curated record.
AUGAGGUCGUUGUGUCUGGUGCGGGGUGUUUCGCAGGAAGCUGCUCGUGUGAUUGUGGAGGAGGAGGAUGCUGCUGAUGCUGAGGCUGAGGCUGUUGUCAUGAGGGAUGCGGAGGGAGGGAGGGGGGCAGGGCGUGUCCGCUGCUGUUUGGGGGAAGAGCACGCGAUCCUGGGGCUCGAGGGCGAGUGCGAGCACUGCGAUCUCCUCUCGAUCAAAGUGCUUUGUGCGCGGCUCGCCUUCUUUAGAAGCUCGUGGGGAUCGCGUGUCGAUCUGGCCGAGGCAUGUGAGACGGACCUGCCCCUUUCUCUCGCUCUCUCGCCGGAUCAUGAAGCCCUCGUGUCCGUUUCUCAAGCACGCUUUGGCGCUUCUUCUGAACGGGCCGAGGAGACUUCAUCUCUUGCUUCUGGGGAGGUGGAAAGUGCCACCUCAGAGCGCUCCUCUCGUGAUGAAAAAGCUUAUGAGGAGUUACUCGAGGUGGUUACUCGAACAGUCGAUCGAUUACAUCUAGACUGGCCGCAGGAGCAAGAGACCUCCAAACGCUCAAAGUUAGACGACAGAUAUCUGUCGGGUGGUCGGGGGGAGGGACCUCAGCGACGGUCUCUCCCCUUCUUCGGUGACCUCCAUGACGAGGUAACUCGUUCAUGGAACAGACCGUAUUCGUCCCGUGUUUUUGUGCCAUCGAAGUUGAUCUACUCGACUAUCAUUGAUGCAAAGGCACAGGGCUAUAUGAUGAUGCCCCAGAUUGAAGAGAUGCUCGCGGGCUAUCUCUCUCCUGGGAGCUCAUCAUCAUUAAAGAAAGCAACUCUCCCCACCAAGCCAUGCAGAGUAACAUCUUCACUGGUGGGGAAAGCUAUUCAAGCAGCGGGUCAGGCUGGUGCUGCUUUGCACACUAUGGCAGUUUUGCAAGCAUACCAGGCUGACCUGCUGAAAGAUUUGAGCACAGGCGGGUCAAUUGAUGAAGAGGCGUUUUUAGAAAUUCGACGGGCCACAGAUUUGUCUCUCUGUGCGACCAAGCAGACGGCCCGUGCCAUCGGCCAUUCUAUGGCUGCCAUGGUUUUACAUGGACAUCUGUGGCUCAACCUCACGGGCAUCAAGAAUAAAGACCGUGCUUUCCUCCUUGAUGCCCCCAUCUCACCUUUCGGCCUAUUUGGCGACGCCGUCAACACCGUCGCCACUAGGUUUCGGGAGGCAAAACGCUAUGAGGAGGCAUUUCACAAAAAGAGAGCUGCAUGGAAGCUACUGCCAAAUAUCUCCCCCUGGGUUCAAAGGACCGUUGAGAGAGGCUACAGGAUUCAGUUUGUGUAUCAUCCUCCGCAUUUCAACGGCGUGGUCUCCACUUCCGUGAAACCGGAACGAGCGCAUUUGUUGACACAGGAAUUGCAAACUCUGCUGGACAAAGGGGCCAUAGAAUGUGUUCCCCUGCCAGACAGACAGUCAGGCUAUUACAGCCGGUAUUUUCUCGUUCCCAAGAAGGAUGGGUGGUUGCGUCCGAUUUUAGAUCUUCGCGGGUUGAACCGCUACCUCAGAACAUACAAGUUCAAAAUGCUGACAAUCAAGAUGAUUGUUUCUCACAUCCAAUCUGAGGAUUGGUUUGUGACAAUCGAUCUAAAGGACGCUUAUUUUCAAAUAGAAAUAUUGCCACAACACAGGAAGUUCCUGAGGUUCGCUUUCGGGGGCGAAGCUUACCAGUAUCGGGUUCUUCCGUUCGGCCUAGCCUUGUCACCCCGCACAUACACCAAAUGCAUGGAUGCAGCUCUGGCUCCUCUACGACUCCAGGGCAUCCAUUUUAACUACAUAGACGAUUGGCUGAUUCUGGCUCAGUCUCAGGAGCUAGCGCUUCAACAUCGGGGUGUCGUCCUAGCUCAUCUUGAAUCUCUGGGGUUGAGACUCAACGCCAAGAAAAGCGUUCUCUCUCCUGCUCAGAGGACAACGUAUUUGGGGGUCGUAUGGGAUUCGAUCGCAAUGCGGGCACAGCUGUCUCCUGCACGCGUCGAAUCCAUUCUAAACACCCUAAAGAACAUCAAGCUAGGCCAGAAAGUCACGGUUCACCACUUUCAGAGAGUGCUAGGUCUCAUGGCACCUGCAUCCAUGGUGAUACCUUUGGGCCUCCUGCACAUGAGAUCGUUUCAGUUGUGGCUCAGAGCCAGGGGAUUUCAUCCAAGGGCCAAUCCCCAGAGGCAAAUAAGGGUUACGUGCCGGGGGCUUCGUACCCUAUCUAUGUGGCUCAGACCCCGGUUUCUGACUUUGGGUCCCACUCUAGGUCCGUGUUGUCGUCGCAAGAUGCUAACGACAGACGCAUCCCUCAUGGGUUGGGGAGCGGUCUUAGAUGGCCGUCCAGCCCAAGGGAUCUGGAGAGGUCAUCUUCUCGAAUGGCACAUCAAUUGCCUCGAAAUGAAGGCUGUAUUUCUGGCCCUGAAAUACUUCCUCCAGCAGUUAAGAGGCUACCAUGUCCUAGUGCGGGUGGACUACACGGCGGUAGUCUCUUACAUAAAUCGUCAGGGCGGACUGCAGUCGCGCCACUUGAACGAGCUAGCGCAGCAGAUUCUACUUUGGGCACAGAAGAAGUUCCUGUCCCUCAGGGUGAUUUACAUUCCCGGGCAUAUGAAUGUGGGAGCAGACUUGCUGUCCAGACAAGCUGUGAUACACGGGGAAUGGAAACUCCACCCCGAAGCAGUCAGUCAAAUCUGGGAAAGAUUUUACGAAGCAGAGGUGGACCUCUUUGCUUCACAGGAGACAGCACAAUGUCCCCUCUACUUCUCUCUGACUCAUCCAGCUCCCCUGGGUCUGGACGCGAUGGCCCAUGUGUGGCCCAGACUGCGUCUUUAUGCAUUUCCUCCGAUUGCUCUGCUCCCGGGAGUCCUGGCCAAGGUCCGUCAACAGGGGUCUCACCUCUUACUGAUAGCGCCCCGUUGGCCGACCAGAAUAUGGUUCUCAGAUCUAAUAUCUCUCCUCGACAGCUCGCCGUGGGCGAUUCCGGUGAGGAGGGACCUUCCCUCUCAGGCACAGGGGACAAUAUUUCAUCACCGGCCCGAGCUCUGGAACCUUCACGUCUGGCCCCUGAGGGGGACCAACUAA